Messenger RNA from Amphiprion ocellaris (clown anemonefish), 3172 nucleotides. It is a transcript of the gene cyth1b, whose product is annotated as cytohesin 1b. Bases 162 to 1415 code for a protein of 417 amino acids. The record is from RefSeq and is a predicted model, not a curated record. The transcript is spliced from 12 exons. Gene Ontology annotation, molecular function: guanyl-nucleotide exchange factor activity. NCBI's taxonomy places the organism in Eukaryota, Metazoa, Chordata, Actinopteri, Pomacentridae. Gene Ontology annotation, biological process: regulation of ARF protein signal transduction.
CUGGUGGCCGUCGGGAGGAAAAAUACUGAAGCUCCGGCUGUUUUCAAGGAGCUUUCGUGGAAGAAUGACACCGACUUUAUUGGGGGAGUGAGGCGAAGAGAUGCUGGGAGGAUUGUGUUAGGCUGAAUCGCUGGUUUUUUUUCACAAACUCCUGAGUUGCGAUGGGGACUGUUAGUGAGCUGUGUGCCUCCAGUUUCCAGGCUUUUCUGUGUCCGACAGUGCGACCACCUGCUGCAACCACAGUGUCUGAUGACCUCAGUCCAGAAGAGCAACAGGAGCUGGAGAGCAUCCGCCGGCGAAAAGAAGAGCUACUGCUGGACAUACAAAGGCUGAAGGAUGAGAUAGCAGAGGUGACCACUGAGAUUGAAAGCCUGGGUCUGUCUGAAGAGAGGAAAAGUAUGCAGAGGAACAAACAGAUGGCCACGGGCCGUAAGAAGUUCAACAUGGAUCCCACUAAGGGGAUUUGCUUCUUGAUCGACAGCUCACUGCUAAAAAACACCAGUGAUGACAUCGCCCAGUUCCUCUACAAGGGAGAAGGGCUGAAUAAGACGGCCAUCGGAGACUACCUGGGGGAGAGAGACGACUUCAACAUCGAGGUUCUUCACGCCUUCUUAGAGCUGCACGAGUUCACAGAUCUGAACCUGGUUCAGGCCCUCAGGCAGUUCCUGUGGAGCUUCAGGCUGCCUGGCGAGGCUCAGAAGAUCGACCGCAUGAUGGAGGCGUUCGCCCAGCGAUACUGCCACUGCAACCCCGGAGUGUUUCAGAGCACAGAUACCUGCUACAUUCUGUCGUUCGCUGUGAUCAUGUUGAACACCAGCCUGCACAACCCCAACGUGAAGGACAAACCCUCCGUUCAGAGAUUCACCGCCAUGAACAGAGGAAUCAAUGACGGAGGAGACCUGCCAGAGGACCUGCUCAGGAAUCUGUACGACAGUAUCAAGAACGAACCCUUUAAGAUCCCGGAGGACGAUGGGAACGACCUCACACACACCUUCUUCAACCCCGACAGAGAGGGAUGGCUGCUGAAACUCGGUGGACGAGUGAAGACCUGGAAGAGACGCUGGUUCAUCCUCACAGAUAACUGCCUCUACUACUUUGAAUACACCACUGACAAGGAGCCCAGAGGGAUCAUUCCACUGGAAAAUCUGAGCAUCAGAGAAGUCGACGACUCCAAGAAACCAAACUGCUUCGAGCUCUUCAUCCCCAAUCACAAAGAUCAGGUGAUCAAGGCCUGCAAGACGGAGGCGGACGGCCGCGUCGUCGAGGGCAACCACACUUUUUACAGAAUCUCAGCCCCAACCGCAGAGGAGAAGGAUGAAUGGAUCAACAGCAUCAAAGCUGCCAUCAGCAAAGACCCAUUCUACGAGAUGUUGGCCGCUCGGAAGAAGAAGGUUUCCUCCCUGAAAGGUCUGUAGAGCUGCAGAGAUCAAUCCUGGAAGCAACAAGCAGAGUCCUGCUGGAGGUGGACCUGAAGCUGCUGCUGAGAUGCCUGGACCUGCACAGAGGAUCCGCUUUAUAAGAGGACUCUGCUUUAUAAGAGGAUCCUCUAUUACCUUCAGUAGUGACACCUUCUGCUUUACAGGUCUGACUUCAUGUUGAUUUCCAAUCUGCAGAUGAAAUGAUUCAUCUUUUUUUUUUCUUUUCCUAAAAUGUCACCUUUUGAAAGCUCCUGCAGUUCUGUAAUGAUGCUCUGGUCAUUACUCCCACUCACCUGGAAAUCUGUCUGAUUGGCCUCAGAGCCUUUUCACAGUCGAUGUUUGUUCUGGUUUAGCACACCGAGCACCUAACAGCUACUGCAAAUGUUUCCAUAAAGGGAGGAGAGAAAUGUGUGACGAUGUAAUAUGAGGUGUGAUCAAAAAGUUCAGAGAUUGUGCCUGAAUAAAAAGCAGUAAUAAUACCUGAUUUAAAGUCAUCUUGUGCAGUGACACAGCGCUUGGAAAGCUCCUUCGAAGUGUCGAAACAGUGAUCCUUUGACUUCACAGUGAGCCAAAUCUAGCGGGUAGGAAGGUUAGGGUUAGGUUGAUGCUUGUCUUAUUGUGGCCAAAAAGCGCAACUGGAGCACCCACAUACUAUCUCACAGUUUAGGUUGUUUGUGCUGAGCGUCCUUCUACAGACGCCUCUGAAGAAUGGGGGAUGAAUUUAUGAUGCUCAACCACGUGAUAUUGGAAAAAACAUCUAGCAUGGUUUUGGUCGAGCUCCUUACUGACGUGCCUUCUUUACAGUCAAAACUAAGGAUGUCCUGAUGAAGUAUUUUAGGCUUCCAAUCCAUUUAUUUAGCCUCUGCUGAUAAUAUUUGCCUAAAUAAUGCACAAUAGAAGUACUGUAGAUUGACUGUAGUACCUGGUUGUGCCACCAGGUGGAUCCUCUUGCUUUUUAAUGCUGUAGAGACCAGAGAUGGAUGGAUAGAUAGAUAGAUAGAUUAACCCUUUAUUGAUCCCGCAGCGGGGAAAUUCACACUGUUAUUAAAUUACAGAGGAGGUGGUCGGUGUGGUUAUCAGAGUUUAGUGAAAGAGCACUGUGACAGAGACUUCUAAACUUCUGGAUUCUGCUGACGGACACAGAUUGUGUUUAAAUGUUUUCCACAGUGAAAUCGAAAACAUGCACAAAAACGCAAUGAUGAUCGUAAAACAUCCUGAGUUGUGACAGUUAAUAAUUUCAACAGGAAAAGACUCUGAACUUUUUGAUCGCACCUUGAAUAUUAAAUUACCAGCUGCACACCAGAUACAAAAAAGCUUCUGCAGCUUGUGAAAGAAUUUCUAGGAUGAAGGAGUUACAGAAUGAAUCACAUCAAACUGCACGAGUGAUUCAGAGACUUUGAUGCAUCGACAGAUCAACUUUAGGACUCAUUCAUGUGAAACUCUGAAUCCCAGCGAUCACUUUGUUGCCAUACGAACCCUUUUUCUUUUCUCCGCCUGUUUUCUUUCUGCUGUUUGGUCAGUGCACUGUUUCUGAAAAUGAAGGUAACGCAUAAAUAGCUUAAUAUUUAUUUAUCCAGAUUUCUUGUAAUUUAUUGUUUUCUUUUUGUCUCAUUAAAAGUUUGCAAACAAAUCUUCUGCUCCACUUCGACUGUACAUUUAUAAGACUAUUGUGAUCAUUUUUAUUGUUCUGUAUGAUAGAUUUUACAGGUUUGGUUGAUUUAAUGUGAAAUCAAACUAAAAUAAUCCCCUCAGAA